Molecule: messenger RNA, 1893 nt
Organism: Cornus florida
Lineage: Eukaryota; Viridiplantae; Streptophyta; Magnoliopsida; Cornales; Cornaceae
Product: geraniol 8-hydroxylase-like
Exons: 2
Coding region: 203-1702 (499 amino acids)
Molecular function (GO): oxidoreductase activity, acting on paired donors, with incorporation or reduction of molecular oxygen; monooxygenase activity; iron ion binding
Source: RefSeq, a predicted model, not a curated record
AGAUGAGGACAUUCAUAAUUUUAAAAACAAUAACAACAAAUCAAAACAACAGUUAUAGCUUCAAAAUAUUGUUUAAACAAAAGACCGAACCUCCCUAACCGCACACAUACACGCACUACACACAGCCUAGCAAACUAGAGAGCUCUAUUAGUAACACACAUACACGCACUAUACACAGUCUAGCAGACAACAGGGUAGAGAGAUGGAUUUCUUGAACUUGCUACUAUGUUUUCUGUUCUCCUGGACUCUGGUUCAAGCCCUGCUUUCAAUUGAAAGGGGGAGCAGAACAAGUGCGGGAAGGCUACCACCAGGACCUACUCCGUUGCCGAUUAUCGGAAACCUCCUCAAACUAGGAAAUAAACCACACAAGUCCUUAGCAGAGCUCGCCAAAACUCACGGUCCUAUCAUGACUUUGAGACUAGGCCAAAUAACCACAGUGGUCAUUUCUUCAUCAACCAUGGCCAGAGAAAUCCUCCAAAAGCAAGAUCUCUCCUUCUCCAACCGAUUCAUCCCAGACGCACUUCUAGCCCACAACCAUGGCCUGUUCUCAGUGGUUUGGAUACCCGUUUCAACUCGCUGGCGGAACCUCCGUAAAAUCUUGAGCUCACAUUUAUUUUCGGGUCAAAGACUGGAUGCUAAGCAACAGCUACGGAGUCAGAAAGUUAAGGAGCUAAUGGCCUACAUCCACAAGAGUUGCCAGGCAGGUGCUGCAGUAGAUAUAGGACGAGCAGCUUUCAGAACAACGCUAAAUCUAAUAUCAAAUACCAUCUUCUCUGAAGAUUUGACUGACACAAGCUCUGAUACGGCACAAGAGUUUAAAGAACUAGUUUGGGGUAUCAUGGAAGAGGCUGGUAAACCCAAUCUGGUGGAUUACUUCCCUGUGCUUAGGAAGUUUGAUCCACUAGGUAUAAGGUGUCGAUUGACGAUUCAUUUUGAGAAGAUGAUUGGGAUUUUCAAUCAUAUGAUCAACCAAAGAUUGGAGUUGAGGAGACUGCAAGGUUGUAUCACAAGAAAUGAUGUGUUAGACACUCUUCUCAAUAUCAGUGAAUCUAACCCUAACGAGAUUGAUCAAGUCCACAUCGACCAUAUGUUGGUGGAUCUAUUUGCCGCGGGAACAGAUACUACUUCAAGCACAUUGGAAUGGGCAAUGGCAGAGAUACUACACAACCCAAAGACUCUGUUGAAAGCCAAAGCUGAGCUUGAUCAGAUCCUUGGAAAAGGCAGCCCAGUAGAAGAAUCAGACAUUGCAAGACUGCCAUACUUACAAGCUAUCGUGAAAGAGACCUUCAGGCUACACCCAGCUGUGCCAUUCUUAAUCCCUCGCAAAGUUGAUGCCAAUGUUGAGGUAUGUGGUUACACAGUACCAAAGGAUGCACAAGUGCUAGUAAAUGCGUGGGCUAUUGGCCGCGAUCCAAGCAUAUGGACCAAUCCAAACUCCUUUAUGCGAGAGAGGUUCUUGGGGACAGAAAUUGAUGUCCGGGGCCAUGACUUUGAGCUAAUUCCUUUUGGAGGUGGACGAAGAAUAUGUCCUGGGAUACCAUUAGCAAUAAGGAUGGUUCACUUGAUGAUGGGUACGCUCAUAAACUCGUUUGACUGGAAGCUUGAAGACGGCAUUGCUCCAGAGGAUAUGAACAUGGAGGAGAAGUUUGGUAUUACUUUACAGAAGGCUCAACCUCUGCGUGCUGUCCCGGUUCAUGUAUAAUAACGUUGUUUCUCAUAAGCAAAAACCACUAUCAUUUGCUGACUUGGGUUCUCUGUGGUAACUUGUGAUCACUAACAAGUGAAUGUUGUGAUUUUAAAUUCUAUCAAGUCAUAAAGAUUUGAGGUGAAACCAAUAAAUAUAAGAAAUACUCCACAAUAUAAUGAAACCAAUAUAUUAUGUCUUUACUACAA